Messenger RNA from Uncinocarpus reesii 1704, 1155 nucleotides. RefSeq names its product cell division control protein 12. Gene Ontology annotation, molecular function: GTPase activity; molecular adaptor activity; GTP binding. Gene Ontology annotation, biological process: cytoskeleton-dependent cytokinesis. The transcript is spliced from 6 exons. Gene Ontology annotation, cellular component: cytosol; septin ring; microtubule cytoskeleton. Lineage: Eukaryota; Fungi; Ascomycota; Eurotiomycetes; Onygenales; Onygenaceae. The record is from RefSeq and is a predicted model, not a curated record. The coding region runs from base 1 to 1155 and encodes 384 amino acids.
AUGGCGCCCACAUCCGAGACUGCAUCCCCUAUCGGGAUUGCCAACCUAAUCCCGCAUAGACACAAGAUUGUUGCGAAACGAGGCGCGGCUUUCACUAUUAUGGUUGCUGGAGAGUCAGGUUUGGGAAAGACCACGUUCAUCAACACGCUUUUCUCAACCACAAUCAAAAACUACGCCGACCACAAACGCCGACAUCAGAAGCAAGUCGAUAAAACCGUCGAAAUCGAAAUCACCAAGGCUGAAUUGGAAGAGAAAUUCUUCAAAGUGCGGUUAACCGUUAUUGAUACCCCCGGAUUUGGCGACUACGUUAACAACCGCGACUCAUGGAUGCCAAUUAUCGAGUUCCUUGAUGACCAGCAUGAAUCGUACAUGUUGCAGGAACAACAACCUCGUCGCACUGACAAGAUCGACCUUCGGGUUCAUGCUUGUUUAUACUUCAUUCGACCUACUGGGCACACACUGAAACCGCUAGAUAUUGAGGUUAUGAAGCGUCUUAGCUCCCGUGUCAAUUUGAUCCCGGUCGUCGCUAAAGCCGACACUCUGACACCCUCCGACCUCGCACGUUUCAAACAACGGAUUCGCGCCGUUAUCGAAGCACAGGGCAUCAAGAUCUACGAGCCUCCCGUCGAAGAGGACGACGAACAGGCUGCUCAACACGCCCGCAGCCUCAUGGCCGCGAUGCCCUUCGCUGUGAUCGGCUCGGAAAAGGAUGUCAAGGCUGCUGAUGGCCAUAUUGUUAAAGGCCGUCAAUAUGCCUGGGGUGUUGCAGAGGUCGAAAACGAGGAACAUUGCGAUUUCAAAAAGCUCCGCUCCAUCCUCAUCCGAACCCACAUGUUGGACUUGAUCCACACCACCGAAGAGCAGCAUUACGAGGCUUACCGUGCACAGCAAAUGGAGACGAGAAAAUUCGGAGAGGCUCGCCCAAGGAAGUUGGACAAUCCCAAGUUCAAGGAAGAGGAAGAAGCUCUACGAAAGCGAUUCACAGAACAAGUCAAGGUCGAAGAACAGAGAUUCCGUCAAUGGGAGCAGAAACUCAUUGCAGAGAGAGAUCGUCUGAACAAAGACUUGGAAAGCACCCACGCUGCCAUCAAACAGCUGGAACAGGAACUCGAGCAGAUGCAGGGCUCCGCUGUACGCAGCCAUGGCCGUCGUUAG